Messenger RNA from Sander lucioperca (pikeperch), 809 nucleotides. RefSeq names its product aspartic acid-rich protein-like. The transcript has 2 exons. The coding region runs from base 163 to 678 and encodes 171 amino acids. The record is from RefSeq and is a predicted model, not a curated record. Lineage: Eukaryota; Metazoa; Chordata; Actinopteri; Perciformes; Percidae.
CAUAAUACAAACUAAUGAAUUCAUUUCUUUGCAUGUGUGUUUUCUAACUUUGUUUCAGAUGGGCAGGGCAUUGCCAUUAGACUGUCCAAGCAGGUAGCCAACUCCAACAAGAGACUGAGACAAGCAAUCAAGGAAUACAACAGUAUUCAGUGGCCACCGCAGAUGAGCAUCUUCCCUGCAACAAUUGAUUUUCAGGAACCAUGCGAUCCCUCUUGGCCUGUCUACUUCUGCUCUGAUGACACUAUUGAAGAAGAUGACGUUUCAAGGAGUCUAAAAAGGCGUGGAAUUGAUGCCUUACAUAUGAGGACACGGGCAGCUGAGGAAAAGCACAUGCUUUACCAGGAAAUGAGAACUGUAACUGAACACCUCAAUCAGCAGCAUGCCUUUCUGUGCUCUGCCAUCAAUGACACAGAGCAGCCUGGUGCAAAAGCUACUCUCAUCCAACGUCUCAAACAGCUGGAAAGAAAGCUACAUCAUGCCACUGUGAUGUUUCACCAACAUGUACCAGAUAUUGUUCCUGCAACACGUAGUUAUGUCGUCCCAGAAAACCCCUACCUGUCUCAGGACCUCCCCAUGUCAAGUGUACAGACACUGGUAUAUGAUGAUGAUGAUGAUGAUGAUGAUGAUGAUGAUGAUGAUGAUGAUGAUGAUGAUGACGAUGACAAUGACAGCAACUAGCACUGUAAGCACUUAUGACUAUAGGGCUGGUUUGCUGCUUCCUGGUUUUUAAUGAAUAGUUUGAGCAAGCUUGUAUGCUUUGCUAUUUAUCAUUCAAAAUGUCUCCUUAAUGCAGCGCUAACCAAAAUUCA